Messenger RNA from Aspergillus glaucus CBS 516.65, 1904 nucleotides. RefSeq lists its product as uncharacterized. The coding region runs from base 120 to 1796 and encodes 558 amino acids. The transcript is spliced from 4 exons. The record is from RefSeq and is a predicted model, not a curated record. NCBI's taxonomy places the organism in Eukaryota, Fungi, Ascomycota, Eurotiomycetes, Eurotiales, Aspergillaceae. Gene Ontology annotation, cellular component: membrane. Gene Ontology annotation, molecular function: carbohydrate:proton symporter activity. Gene Ontology annotation, biological process: carbohydrate transport; transmembrane transport.
CAUUCGGGUUGCUUUCACCUGAGUUGUGACAGAUAUACCUGGCCUUAUGAAGGGUCCAUUUCCUCCCGUAAACAAAACAAAAGCACCUAAAGCCAAUGCUUAUGUAUUGAGUGUCGAGAAUGGGUCUCAAGGGCAUUUUCAGGAGGAGUAUGCUGGCGGAGUAUAGCAGAAAGAUCAAAUCUGCACCGCGCCAGCUUAUCCUCAGUCGCAGUCUGCUUUUCUCGUGCAUGAUGUACGCGACAGCCGCCAUCCCUUUGACAUGGGAUCAGGGAUCGGCGUCGACGUUACCUGCUCUAUUAUGCUUCCAGGAACAGUUCGGUAUCAGCUCUGAAUCUGGUGCCAGCUCGACCAGAAAUUUCGUCUCUCUCGUGUACAUUGGCGACGCAGUCGGGGCCGCCCUAUCAUUCUUCAUAAAUGAUCGUAUCGGACGUCUUUGGUCCUUCCGUCUCUAUACCACCGUUUGGAUCAUUGGGCAACUCGUUGCUACUUUUAGUCCUGGAUCACCGGCACUGUACGCGUCUCGAAUCAUCUCUGGCUUAGGAAUUGGCGCCUUGAGUGUCACAGGCCCCAUUUCCAUAGUCGAAUUAGCCCCGGCCGAGAUACGUGGGCUACUUGCAGCAUGGUACUCUGUUUGCAUGGGCAUAGCCCUGAUGGUCGCUACCUUUUGCGUGUAUGGUGUAGAACUGCACAUUGCAACAAGUCGAUUACAAUAUCAGGUUGUAUGGUUCGCUCCUUGUGUGUUCAUGUUUCUAUGGAUUGUCGCAAGUUUCUUCCUCUGUGAAUCACCUCGGUGGCUAUUUCUAUCUCACCAAGAUCAGGGGGCUGUUAAAACUCUUAUCAGGCUUCGAUGUUUGCCAUUCGACCAUCCUCGGGUACAACAAGAACUCCGAAGUAUAAAAGAGUCCCUCCAGUCAGAAACCGAGGCUUGUGAAGUUGAUGACCAUUCUCCAUCUAAAAUCAUCAGCAUUGCAAGAGAGACAUUUACAGUGCUAUCAAACUUACGCCGUUUACAGCAAGCCCUCAUCUUGUACGCACUUCCACAACUGUCAGGUGGAAACUCUGUUACGAAUUACUUCAUUCCCAUCCUGGAGAUCGUUGGCCUGGCCGGAAACUCCACUCGAAACCUAUUUCUCAAUGGCAUGUACACGCUCUCAAAAUUUUUCUUCAGUUUAUUCGCGUCUUUUUUCUUCAUCGAUGCUUUGGGACGCCGGAACUCGCUUUUCGUUGGCGUAGCUCUUCAAAUGAUUUCCGACAUAUAUCUUGCGGUAUACAUCAAGGUCCAACAGGAUGGUCCCGUCUCUUAUGGUGCAAGUGAGGCAGCUCUUGCAUCAAUAUUCAUCCACUCCUUUGGAUAUACCAUUGGUCUUCUCACUCUCCCAUACGUCUUUGGUGGGGAGUUGUGGCCCAACCGAAUCCGAUCAUUUGGCGCCGCACUGUCACAGACUUUUCACUGGCUAUUUCAUUAUGCCAUGACAUUUGCCUUGCCGUCACUUUUAUCGCGAACCAAUAACUGGGGCGCAUUUAUUUUCUUCGCAGCUUGGUGCUCGGUUGCUCUUCUAUACGUAUACCUCCUGGUACCAGAGAUCGCAGGGCUCUCCGUGGAAGAGAUUGACCGCAUUUUUAAUGGGCCAUGGCAAGUCUUCGGCAGGCGAUCCACGCUCCGACAAAGUCACUUAGUUCUGGAGGGCCAGGAUUUGAGUCAGAAGUCGGACGAGAGCAAAGAAGAACCAUUUCCAACGACGAUGUCCGCUCAGAAAGAGUCAAUUGAGGGACAAAAGCACGUUGUGUCUCAUUAGUUGCUACAUGGAGCGCAACCACCUCUCGCAUUUUGUGUCGAUUGAUAGCUAUCAAGAAUUUUGACUAUUUCUAACCUUUGCGCUAUUUGAUAUAAUCUUUCGUAUUAC